This is a messenger RNA of Sardina pilchardus (European sardine), 2220 nucleotides long. It is a transcript of the gene kcnk4a, whose product is annotated as potassium channel, subfamily K, member 4a. Gene Ontology annotation, cellular component: plasma membrane. The transcript has 6 exons. Gene Ontology annotation, biological process: potassium ion transmembrane transport; stabilization of membrane potential. Gene Ontology annotation, molecular function: potassium ion leak channel activity; outward rectifier potassium channel activity. The record is from RefSeq and is a predicted model, not a curated record. The coding region runs from base 1 to 1674 and encodes 557 amino acids. Lineage: Eukaryota; Metazoa; Chordata; Actinopteri; Clupeiformes; Clupeidae.
AUGCGGUGCUCCACGCUGCUGGCCAUCAUGACGGUGGUGCUGCUGUACCUGGUGAUGGGCGCGCUGGUGUUCCGCUGGCUCGAGAUGACCGAGGAGAUGGAGCGGCACAAGGAGCUGCUCCUCGAACGCAACAACUUCCUGCUCAACCACACCUGCGUCCAUCCGGAAGCCCUGCAUUACAUGAUGCAGGCAGUCGUGUCCGCCACUAAAGCUGGUAUAUUGCACACCGACAGCAGCUCCUCCCUCAACUUAACCAGCCGCUGGGAUGUGCCCAGCGCCUUCUUCUUCUGUGGGACCAUCAUCACAACCAUAGGUUUUGGGAACCUGUCACCCAUUACUGACAGUGGCCAGCUCUUCUGUAUCGUCUAUGCCCUGGUGGGGAUCCCCAUGUUUGGCAUCCUGCUGGCAGGGGUAGGAGACCACAUGGGCACCAUGCUCAGACGAUCUGUGGGCAAGAUGGAGACCCUGUUUUUGAUGAAAGGUGUGAGUCCCACCAAUGUCCGCGUCUACUCUGCAGUGUUAUCCAUUUUGAUUGGCUGUGUGAUUUUCCUUGGCGUGCCUACGCUGGUCUUUAAGCACGUGGAGAAUUGGGGCUGGCUGGAAGCAGGCUACUUUGUGGUCAUCACUCUUACCACGGUUGGCUUUGGGGAUUAUGUUGCAGAUGACCGGAGGCAUGGCAGUUUCAUGUAUAAGCCUCUUGUCUGGCUCUGGAUUGUGUUUGGCCUGGCCUACUUUGCCUCCAUCCUGAACAUGAUCGGAAACUGGCUGAGAGUGCUCUCCAAAAAGACCCGUGCUGAGAUGGAGGAGCUGAAAGCCUAUGCCACAGACUUCACCCAGAACAUCCAAAACAUGUCUGUGGACUUCCGCAUCCCUGUCCCUUUGGACCUUAACGACCCGUUCCAGUUCAGGCGGAGUCGGAAGAAGAAAAGGCGGCGCCGGGGUGCCCCCAAAGUGGGCUACAUCGUCCCCGGCAUCGGGAGUCCCGCGGAGCCGGAGGGCAUCCGGAUUAACGGACACCUGUUCCACAACUGGUCCGAGGCCAAGAACGUCCUGGAGAAGAUCCUGGAGAUCAAGGCCAGCUCCGUGUCGAGGCUAGAGCUCCCGCUGCCGUCGUCCAGGGCCGGGUCGAGAGUGGGGUCAAGGCCGGGGUCACGGGCGCCCUCCAGAACGGUCUCCAGGUCCGAGUUAAGAUCCUUGUCCAGACCUGGGUCUAGACCCGCGUCGGCGUCAGGGUCCAGUUCCUGGUCCGAGUCCAAAUCCGAGCUCUCGGAAUCGGCAUCCGAGAGCGACUCUCACAACUCUCGAAGCGAUUCCCUGAGCGACUCCCGUCCCAACGUGCCGAAUGCCACACCUGUGUCCAAAUGCGAAGGGCUGGAGGCAACCUCGCCGGGCGAGGAGGCGCCGGUGCCCACGGUGAUGGUGGAGGCCAGCACUCCGCCGCGGCCCUCCCUUUUGGAUUUUUUUGGCGAAAACUUGGCCUACAUCGACGAGUCCUCGGACACCCUGAGCGACUUCGGACAGCCGGGGACCAAGCGUGCCUGCAGGCCCAAGAGGAGGAGCAUGAGGAGGCAGCUCCCACCACGCCACCUGGUGGUGGCAGCGGAGAGGGGCAAUGGUGGUGACAUCGGACCUCCAUCCAACCCGCCCACACCUCCACCCUGCACAUCACCCUAGGAGAGAUGGACGCAGCACUGUCCAAUGGACACAUGAACUGGCUCUACCUGAUGGGCCUUUAGUAGCCUUACUGCCGUCCACCUGCUAGAGUAUAAUGCAGAUCAGCAGAUCAGCAGUAGUAUCCAGGGCUGCAACUACAGAUUAUUUUGAUAGUUGAUUAAUCUGUCGUUUAAUCGCGGAGUGGUUAUAUAAUGUAAGAUGUCGAUGAAUGUGUCCCAAAGCCCUAGAAUACAUUCUCAAAUGCCUUGUUUACUUCCCACGCUAAAUAUAUUUAGCUCAUUGUCAUGGGGGAGCAAGUAAAGCAGAAGAUAUUUCAGUUUAAGGAGGUAAAAUCAGAGAAUUUUGAGGAAGUUUCCUUAAAAACGACUCAAGCUAAUUAAUUGUUGCAGCCCUAAUAGCUUUCAGUCCCUUAAAAGUUCUCUCACACUUUGAUAAAUACAUUUACUCACUCAUUGUAUAUUACUUUGGAUAAUAAUACCUUCCAGAAGAAUUAAUUGUUUGCUCUUGCAAAUAGGAGUACUGCACAGAAAAUCUGGUAAAAAUGAA